Molecule: messenger RNA, 1988 nt
Organism: Solanum dulcamara
Lineage: Eukaryota; Viridiplantae; Streptophyta; Magnoliopsida; Solanales; Solanaceae
Product: wall-associated receptor kinase-like 20
Exons: 3
Coding region: 1-1923 (640 amino acids)
Biological process (GO): protein phosphorylation; cell surface receptor signaling pathway
Cellular component (GO): plasma membrane
Molecular function (GO): protein serine/threonine kinase activity; polysaccharide binding; ATP binding
Source: RefSeq, a predicted model, not a curated record
AUGGACAAAAAAAAAACAUUACUUCUCAUCACAUUUAUCGUCACGAUGAUAAAUUAUACACUUUCAUACAAGGUUGCAACGAUGAAUAAACUUAUUUGUGACAAUUGUGGCAAAAACCCCGUGCCUUACCCGUUAAGCACGGGGCCUAAUUGUGGCGAUCCAUCGUACAAAGUCCGUUGCAAUACUGGUACACUAUGGUUCGAUACGAUGCAAAAUUCAUCGUACGUUAUUACGUCCAUCACCCCACAAAUCCAACGAAUAGUCGUUAAACCACCAAUUCCAUACCCUAAUACGUGCUUAUCAUCCGAUUUUCGCUCCGAGGGAAUCCAACUCGACCCGAAUCUCCCGUUCAACAUCACGGCUAGCAACACGAUAUUGUUACUAAAUUGCACGGACUACAUGUUGCACUUACAAGCACCGAUAAAUUGUUCAUUGAGUUGUGUGUGUCAUCCUUACGUCGAAAAAAAUCUGGAGUGGGCUACUUGUAGGAAACAGAGUUUGUGUUGUACAUUUAGAACAGGAGGGUCACAAAAUGAGUAUAUGAUUAGGGUACAUUCACAAGGGUGUAUGGCAUAUCAAAGUUUUGUUGGGUUGGAUAUUUCUUUGCCAAUUGAAAAAUGGCCACAACCUGGGCUUGAAUUAAUGUGGCAAAUUCCAGAUCCACCUAUUUGUAAGAAACAAGUGGAUUGUGAUGUGUUACAAUAUUCUAGGUGUUUGGUUGAUCCUAAAAAUGAUGGAAAAAAGAGGUGUUUUUGCAAGUCUGGACACUAUUGGGAUGCACAAGGAUAUUGUCAAAAGUGUCGACAUGGUACAGCUUGCAAAAUUCGAAGGAAAUAUAUCUUUUUUGUUUCAUUUUCAGUUGCUGUUAUAUCAGUUCUUCUCAUGCUGUUAGGUGGAUUUCUAGUCCACAGACGUUACCUAAUAAAAAGAAGAACUAUAAGGUUACUUGUUAAAGAAAGAGAAGAAAUAUUAAGUGCAAAUACAAGUGGAAAAUCAGCUAAAGUUUUCUCUGGAAAAGAAAUCAAAAAAUCAACCAACAAUUUUGCCAAAGAAAAUCUUUUAGGUUCUGGUGGAUUUGGUGAAGUUUUUAAAGGUAAUUUAGAUGAUGGUACUAUAGUUGCUGUAAAAAGGGCGAAGCCCGGUAACGCUAAGGGCACGUUACAAGUCCUUAACGAAGUUCGAAUCCUGUGCCAAGUGAACCAUCGUGGUCUAGUGAGAUUACUCGGUUGUUGUGUCGAGCUCGAGUUGCCUCUUUUAAUUUACGAGUAUGUUUCCAACGGGACGCUUUUCGAUCACCUCCACGGGUUCCGUCUCCGCGAGUGGGCCCCACUUAGUUGGUUGAGGCGUCUCGUGAUCGCUCAGCAAACCGCAAAUGGACUCGCGUACCUUCACUCAUCGGCCGUUCCGCCUAUUUACCAUCGCGAUGUCAAGUCGAGCAACAUUUUACUAGACGAUAAGCUCGAUGCUAAGGUUUCUGACUUUGGACUAUCGAGAUUAGUCGAGCUGAGCGAAAGUGAGAACACUCAUAUCAACACAUCAGCUCAGGGCACGUUGGGGUACCUAGAUCCAGAAUACUAUCUAAACCUUCAACUGACAGAUAGAAGCGACGUUUAUAGCUUUGGAGUCGUGCUUUUAGAACUUUUGACGUCUAAAAAGGCGAUUGAUUUUAAUCGAGACGAGGAAAAUGUUAAUUUGGUUGUGUACAUGAAGAGGAUCAUGGAUGGAGAGAAAUUGAUGGAUGUAAUUGACACUUUUAUUAAAGAAGGGGCAAGUAAAGUGGAAAUUGAAACAAUUAAGGCUGUAGGGAACUUAGCAGCAGCUUGUUUAGAUGAAAGGAGGCAAAAUAGGCCAUCAAUGAAAGAAGUGGCUGAUGAACUUGAGUAUGUUAUUGGUAUUGUUACUGGCCAGGCUUCUAAAAGCUAGAUGGAUUGUUGUUAUAUUUUGGUUUAAUUAAUAGAACAUGGUGUCAUCUUUGAUUUUGUUCCAAG